Molecule: messenger RNA, 7499 nt
Organism: Nomia melanderi (Alkali bee)
Lineage: Eukaryota; Metazoa; Arthropoda; Insecta; Hymenoptera; Halictidae
Gene: Dop1R2
Product: dopamine receptor 2
Biological process (GO): positive regulation of MAPK cascade; adenylate cyclase-activating adrenergic receptor signaling pathway
Cellular component (GO): plasma membrane
Molecular function (GO): G protein-coupled receptor activity
Source: RefSeq, a predicted model, not a curated record
GCGGCGGCACCAGUCGCUCCUCUCAAACCGCGAAACACGUCCCGGCGUCCUCGAGGACCAGAAUCGCGAGACUCCAGCUGUCUCUCUCUCCUUUUUUCUCUCCCUCCCCCUCGCUUGCCUCUCUCGCACGCUCUUCAUCUUUCUCUUCGAUCCCGGCGUCGCGUCGUUUCUCCGAGUCGUCGGAACCGCGAGUCAACGUUGUCGUCGCGUGUUUGUGCAAACCGGACAGCCAAAAAGAUCAAACGAAAGAGGCCCGACCUAAGGUUUCCCUCGAAGGAAAUUUUCUACCAAGGUUCUCUUCCAACCGUUCACGUGAGAAACGAUGGGAAGACCGACAAUCCUUAAUGAAACCAUAAGAAGAUCGAUUCUAAUUAAGAUCGUAAUCCCGACACUAUAAUCCGUACGACGAGAUCCGGCGAUGUUCCACCGGAUGUACAGUGGCCGACCUUGAACGUGCUGCGACCGGAAGCAGCGUGCACCGCGUGUCCCCUUAUAGUGCCGAUAAGUUUGACGGUUAGAGGAUCUCUUCACGACCUCUCCGCGGUGAAACGGUUUCGAUCGCUUAGCCGGGGGCCUCGUGAAUCUUGAAGCACCCUGGAGAACGAGUGACUUCCGGCGAACGAAAGCCGGACUCCCGGGAGGAAGCUGGCGGGAAUGAUUAAGCUGGAUCCAUAUUAGAGCACCUACUCUCGUCGAUAGCCGAAGGAGUUAACACUUUAACUGUCACGUCACUCGAAGUAGCAAUUCUUUGUAUACCUCUAAGAAUCAAUUUUCCUAGUGAUAUAUACAAGAAACCGAGGUUUCUUGGAUCUGUAAACUAUACGAAGGUUAAAAGAGCGAUAAGCAAAGUCUGAAAUCCUUAACUUUAUCAAGGAAACUGGUUUAAUCCUAUGAAACUUCGAUGAUUCGGCAGUCAACGUGUUAAUCGAAUGGUUAGGUGCCUGACUUAUCUAAAGGAUCUUCAGUUUGAUCGGAUAUUGGAGGACGAAACUACUGUCACACUGUUCGCCCUUGAAAUCCCCGGUGUUACGAAGGCAGUUAGUGUUCCGGUGUUAAUCAGGGCCAGUGAUUAAGCUGGUUAGAACAUGUGGAGAUACCGCGGACGGUCUUCUAGCGUCGUGUCCGCUAUCUCGCGUUGGGAUUAAUUCGCGGCCGGAGUUUGUGUCCCGGCGCGGCGCGUCUGUUCAUUACGGAUUAAUUGCUAACGAGUUAGUCGAUGGUGAGCUGAGGUAGCCAGACGUGGCCUUCUUCCUGCGUAGACUUCGAUUGUUUUAGAGGAUUCGGGACCCUUCCGCGUAGAUACCCCGCGAAGACUCUUCAGGGUGCAAACCGGGGAUGUUAAAUCAUCGAGGGAUCGUGAUCGAACCAAGACGAUUCGACGUACAAACGGAAAUUGUGAGUUGAUGAAAGAAAUCUAGGGAAUCCGUAGGCACAGUUUAUAGGAAUAAAGGUUUGAGGACAGUGAUCCUGUUAAGUGAUUGUUGCUGUCUUAGUUCUUAACUACCAGGAUACAAAGAGACAUCGAUAACGUUCGACGUUGUUGAAGAAAAGAACGAACAAUUCACCUACACCGACGGUCCUUGAAAGAAUAUUAAACGUUCGAUGCUGAAAUGGAAACUGAGUUGAUGUAAAGAAUCUAGAGAAUUUCAAGACGAAGAAGAACAAUGAACAUUCUAAACGAUUUACUCUAUCCAGAAUACCCUAUCUAGACAUUCUAGAUCUGACGAGGAAAGGAGAUCUGUGAUCUGAUGAAAGGAUUGCAGAAACUUUCAAAGAAGAGUUUCCACUGGCUGGAGGAUCCAAAUAAUCGUAAUGCCCAACAUUCUUCUACAAAAAGAACGAACGUUUCAACUACAAUUUAUUCCGAAUCUAGAAUAGAGAUUCUGGAUUUCAUGGAGAAGGGAAAACCGUGAGUUGGUGGAAAACAAUUUGGAGAGUUUCGAGGGAGAGUUGCUAGAACCAGAAAAUCUAAGAGGUUAGAAUCUUGUUCAGUGAUUGUUCCUCAGGGUCCACGGGACUCGAAGAAGCUCGAGGGACAGUGUAACACGGAAGAGAGAAAGCGAGAGAGAGAGAGUUUCGAUCGUCGAUUCCAUCGUUUCGCGGCUGGAUUAUCGACCAUCAGGGAAAAGGCACGCUUGUACGGGAUGCUCGUGGCGGAUCUCGCGUGUUAAUCGGGGAUCAUCUAUCGGCCGGUGACUGUCCAGUAUUCGCCGGUAGUUCUACUCUCUGUGCUAAGUAAAUACGUUUCUAAAUUGGAACGUGGACGUCCCGGGUGGAUCCGGGCGGCGAUUAGCCCGCCGCUGAAUUAUUUUCCGGUUUAAUUGUGCGUCCUUAAUUGAAUCCUGCGGAACGAUAAAUCUGUCGACCCUCAACCUCACCCUCGGAGAGACAACGCCGGCUGGGCAGCGGGACUGGGACGUUUCAGGUGCCCAACACCAGGAAGCUGGUCGUUAAAUCCUCCCAGUAAUACUUUAGCCUGCAAACUUCUACAGUCGUUCCACGAGAAUCACACUCGAAGAUCCAACUGCCUGGAACCAUCCAGGGAAAACACACCUUAGAAGCAACCUUCCGUUAAUCAAUGUCGUGAGACGAAGAGCUGUUCAUCGGCGCUCCAUUAUUCACCCGGAAAAAUGAGCAGGCACCGGGGUAUCGGUCGCAGGAGACGCGGCGUCGACGGAUCGGCGACCUGAUGCGAGCUAAGGGCUGCCUGUAAAAGCGGAGCGCGGUCUGUGGGUCGGCUCCCGCGGUUACGAAAAAUGAACGAGACCGCGGUCUAUCUGCUCGGUUCGGAAGAAGAGGUAAAUGUGCCGAGCAAACAGUUGAACAGGACGUUCUACACGGCUAGCUACCCUCUGCAGAACACCAGCUACGAGGAGCUGUGGCAUUUAGCUACCGACAGGGCUGGCCUGGCCAUCAUCCUAUUUCUCUUCUCGGUGGCUACAGUAUUCGGCAACAUGCUGGUGAUCCUGGCAGUAGUCAGGGAGAGGUACCUGCACACGGCGACCAACUACUUCAUCACGUCGCUGGCGUUCGCGGACUGUUUGGUCGGCCUGGUAGUGAUGCCGUUCAGCGCGAUCUACGAGGUACUCGAGAACCGUUGGCUGUUCACGCACGACUGGUGCGACGUGUGGAGAUCGCUGGACGUGCUGUUCUCUACCGCGUCGAUCCUCAACCUGUGCGUGAUCAGCCUAGACCGGUACUGGGCGGUGACCGACCCGUUCACCUAUCCGCGCAAGAUGACCCGCAAGCGGGCGGCCAUACUGAUCGCCAUUGUGUGGAUCUGUUCGAGCGCGAUCUCGUUCCCAGCGAUCGCUUGGUGGAGGGCGGUGCGCACCGAGGAGGUGCCGGAGGAUAAGUGUCCUUUCACCGAACACUUAGGGUACUUGAUCUUCUCUUCGACGAUCAGCUUCUACGUGCCGCUGUUCGUCAUGGUGUUCACGUACUACAAGAUCUAUCGGGCAGCCGUGAUCCAGACGAGAAGCUUGAAACUUGGCACCAAGCAAGUGAUCAUGGCUUCCGGCGAGCUGGAACUGACUCUUAGGAUGCACAGAGGGGGCGGGACCAACACGGAUGCUAGGCACCUGUUCCGCACCGCCUCCAGCACGCCGGAAGACCUGCAGGAUCUAGAGGAGCCGCUCACCGCGAUCCACAAUAAUUGUCUGGCCAGGGUGCCGUCCACGAGGAUCACCAAGCAACACCUAGGCAAGAACUUCUCGUUGUCCAGGAAGCUGGCUAAGUUCGCCAAAGAGAAGAAAGCCGCGAAGACUCUUGGGAUCGUCAUGGGUGUCUUCAUCGUCUGCUGGCUGCCGUUCUUCGUGGUGAACCUGUGGUCCGGCUUCUGCACCCAGUGCAUCUGGCAGGAGGAGAUCGUAUUCGCCGCGGUCACGUGGCUCGGAUGGAUCAACAGCGGCAUGAAUCCGGUGAUAUACGCUUGCUGGAGCAGAGACUUCCGCAGAGCGUUCGUGAGGAUCCUGUGCGGCUGCUGCCCGAGACGGAUGAGACGGCGGUAUCAGCCGGCAUUCAGAUGCAAACCGAGCCAAUACGUUUCCGGGGGAAACACCGGCGGCCAGGCAAGCAGCGUCAGCUACAGCAGCGUGAGUCAAAGCAGCGACGGCGGUGCCGGAAGUGGGCUGCCCAGUGGCGGGAUGUGACGAUACACGGGGGCCCGGCCCGGGCCUCGUCGAGAUCGAGCGAUCCGUUUCCGGGACACGUGAUUAUAGGCCAACUGCCGGAGGAUCAGGCCGAGACACCAUAACGUCUCGGGCCAGGAGAAAAAAGCUUCACGGUGUCCUGGUCGCGCGAAGAAGACGACCGCCAACCGGCCCCCAUUUGCGAGCGAUCCGGGGGCCCGUCGCGGGGGCAUCACGAUUGCGCUCCCUUAUUCCCCGUCGACGGGCCCGCGUGACGAAAUGUGGACCACGAAGAGACCACGAAGAAGCCUCCCACCCUUUGUACAUAACGUUUUAUACCACCGACGAAGGAUUCGAGCCGAAUAACUCGUUGCCGUUUUCACGUUCCGGUGUCUACCGACGUCUCGUAACCUUAGCGAACCUACCGAACUGUUUAAUCGAACGUGAAUCGCGUGUUUUCGGAUAUACGCCGUUUCCCUCCUUAUGGUCGCGCUAAGGAGAAGAUACAAACGCGUGGCUAAUUUCUAUUGCGCUAGGAAUUGAGAUGGUUUAAAAUUUGAUUUGGAUAACUCGAAACUAGGGAAGCAUUUACGUUGGAUAUAAUUUUUUAUUAUGUUGCGUCGUGAUAGGUGUUUGAAAAAUAUUGUAGCUUACUCUAAUGUAAGUUUUGAUUUUCUAAUGUAUCUUUAUUUUCUACUUUGUUUCAUUGUGUUUUCAAUUGAGCUCCUAACUGUGAAUAUCUGUUAUUAAUAUUUUUGAGACUUUAUCGAGUAAGGAGGUUUUAUGCGACGUUAAUGAAAUUAAUGAAACUGAAGGAAAGAGUUAGGGAGUAAAAUGGAAGUGAGCUAGCCAAUGACACUACUGUAAGAUCUUAUUGAAUGCUCUCUAAGCGUGACCUUAAGAAGGGAAUGAACACCGUAUACAGAAACUCGACGUGUCGCAAAUAAAAUAGUGUCCAAAGUGACACAGUCGCGAGCGAAUUUAUUCAGCCUUCGGCGCUUCCCCCGUACUCGAAGCAAAAGAGUCAAGACUGGCAGCACUAAAGGUAUCCUCAUCGACUCGUCCGGCGAAUGUCCAGGAACGAAUCCAUUCGCCGUACCGUUCGUCGCUUAUUCACGACUAGGCUAAUGUAACGUGAAACAAGUAGCAAGGCCAAUGUAACUUAAUUGACGGACAGCGCGGACGAAAUGCGCUAAAAAGGAGCCCGUGCAUUUUACGAUUUAUAAAAUGAAUACAUAUAUAAAAUGCGGAAGUCAAUCUUAUCAACUUAAUCCUAAAAGAAGACAAAGGUAUCAAACAUUUUGUUCAAUGUUGUGCUUCAAUUUCUUUAAAAAAUAUCUAUUUCAUCUAGCGCUUUAUAAUCAUUUUUAUUAAUUUGUAAACGUGUAUUUAGAUUCUUUUGUUUUAAAACAUAUAUUUAAUAUAUUUUGUCCUUCGAAGACAAGGUCGUAAGGGGUUUGAAUAAAUUGUAAGGUGAAUGGGCCCUUUGAUCAGUUUUAAUUGUAAUUACGAUCGAAAUGGAAUAUUUAGAAACAAAUUGAAGCGUGACCGUCGCCAUUAGUGUGUUUAAGAUCAUCCUCUCGAAUUGUGUUCCAACGACUGUCUAGCAAAUCAGUUCCCGUCACUGUCGAAGGAUCGAUCGCAGGUUGAGCGUCGCUGUUACUUCGAUCAUCGUAACGGACAAUCUCUACUCGAAGAAUGGUACAUAUACUCGUCUACUUCUAUAGCGAAUAUUUUUGCAGCAACGGUAUUUUCGUUUCACGAGAAUCACCCUAGUUUAGAAAACCUGUCGGUGUAUAUAAAACCAUCGCCGUAUAAUUGUAAAUAUUAGUAAACGACGAAGAUGAACGAAGCGCAUGCCCGCGCGCGUGCGCGAAAUCGCGACGGAACAUGCGUUUAAAUGUAAUCGUUACGUGAAACGUUUUUUCGAUUAUCAAUUAAUUCAGUAUUAUUCGACGGUAAUGCCAUCUCAUCGUUAAAAAACAAAAAGACAAACACGAAAUUCUAUUUUACUUGAAAGACGAAUAAACUUAUAGUUGAGAACCACUGUUGGCGAACGAUGUAUACGUUACGAAUAACUUUAUACAAACUCCGCCAUGUUCUCCGUUUUCCCUCUCUUUUGUAAUAAAAAACGAGUAAAAACAUCGUUUGGACAGGUUGAGUUAAUUAGAGUUUUUCUGGGACAAGAGUGUGCGUACAUUAAAGAUAAAUUCAAACAUCACGUGUUUUUUUUCAUCAGAAUUCCGGUGCUCAUAGUAUAUCCGCGCAAGACUCAUUUAAAUAAACUUUUUCAAUUAUGAAAUUAUGUUCACUCGGUUCUGAGAAAUAGGUAGAUUACUCGUAUUCUGUCGGCUAUAUUCUUCUCUUUAACAUGGUAUUGAAGCAAGCGAAUGUAAAAAGCAGUGUAUUUAUCAUGAUGGAGAACGCGGUUAAUGUUGAAGCGGAUGGACUUAUCAAAAAUUUGAAAAUGGUAAAUACCUCUAUAGCCGAUGUGCCCGAAUGGAAAUAUCACUUCGUCUGACUCGAGUCAAAUAAUAUUCACUAUUUGAAACAGAAUUUACACUGUAUACUAAUUAUUUCUACGUGAACAACAUUUAAAUAAACUUUCGCAAACGGGGCACAAGAACGCUUGCCAAAGUGAGGAAACCGUUCGAAAUGUUAGAUGGUCACCCUGGCGUGUGAUUGGUUGACGUCUUGACAAAGCUAGUCAUUAUAGAUACUGUAAGCUCGUUAGAAUUUGAGAAUUUAAUAAAACAAAGAUCGACAACACUGACGUGUCGAGGAAAAGAAAACAAAAAUACAAAUAAUCUGGAAUAAAUUGAUCUGUACCGUUGAAAUUAAAAGAAUAAACAAAGAAACGCGAAAUAAAUGUUCACAAUUUCGACCAGUGUUUCCACAGCAUUUCCGGUUUAGAUGGCGCUUUGUACAAAUACAAGUUGUUUCUGUCUAAUUUAAUCGCCUAAAAUUUAAUCCGUAUAUUUGUUUCAUCUGUGUCAACAUAUAUGCAGUAACGGCGAGGGUAAGAAAAUUUUAUUGUAAAACACUGUUCAUAGAAUGUACUUUAGCAUGUACACACUCCUCAUAAUCCAUAAACUCGAUGCUACGUUAAAUGAAACAUUUAAGGGAUUCUAAAUUCGUCGUGCACAUAAGCGUGUAAUUCGCGUUGUGUUUGUAUACAUACAUAGGAAAUCGAAAAAAUUUCCCUGGCCUGUACAUACCGUAUACAUAAUGUGACAAAACAAAUACCGUGUAAUUUUAAUUUUUAAGAAGUAGAUAGCACGCGAACAUAAAAGUACCAUAAUUCAUGUACAAGAGCCACAUUCUCGAGACCACUUAAGUACCUUUGAAGAAAAAAUGUAUCUAUCAAUA